AUGUUUGCCUCAAAAGCUGUCAGAAAGUCUAUUCAGGCCAUCUGUGCUUUUAGCACAAAGGCCCCGACCGUGGCCGUUCUCCACCAGGCUAUUGACCCACCCGUGAUCAAUGGCGUCACAAAGCCUCGCAAGCCGGGUGGAUUCCGGCGCGGACAUUCUUAUACGCUUCGACAGAAGGGCGUGAAGGUCAUAAAGUCGGAUCCUUCGGCCCCAGUCUCCUCCCAUGUAGGCUGGGCGUUCCCGGACACGGAGGGGGGAAUUUACAGCGCGGCCCAGCAGGGCGCCACGCAUUUCUGGGCUAACGCUAUUCUUUUUACCUCACACCCACUUCAAACAUCCCCGGAAGUAACACCGGUGGCCUCUGAGAUCUAUGUAGUGGGUCAGCCGCCAGGCCUGGUUGAAAACUUUGAUGACAAGGCCUAUCUAAACGAUAAACCACGGGAGCUUGGAGGCUACACCCUACCAAAGUCCUGGCUGGUGAGUCCUAAAAAUAUCAGUGAAAUUAUCAACCAUAUCGACCGGUACCCAAUUGUCGGCAAGCCUGUUCGAGGACGCGGUAGCCAUGGAGUGAAAGUGUGUCAUGAUAAGGGCCAGCAACAGCAACAUGUCCAGACUCUCCUUCGUGAAUCGCCACUAAUCAUGAUUGAGAAGUUUCUCUCUGGUGAAGAGGCAACUAUCACCGUCAUGCCUCCAGCUAUAGAGCAUCCCCAGCACUGGAGCAUGCUUCCCGUCACGCGCUUCAACUAUGCCGAAGGCAUCGCCCCUUAUAAUGGAAAGGUGAUGCGUGAAUGCGAGAGCGUCGCUGCUCUCAUUGGUGCUAAGGCACCGAUUCGCGUCGACGUCCGCCGGUUUGCAGAAGGGUCGGAUGUUGCCCUGUUCGAUAUAAACAUGAAGCCGGUCCCGGCCGACCAGGACGUCUAG
This is a messenger RNA of Aspergillus tubingensis, 921 nucleotides long. Its product is annotated as glutathione synthetase ATP-binding domain-like protein. Gene Ontology annotation, molecular function: D-alanine-D-alanine ligase activity; ATP binding. Gene Ontology annotation, biological process: peptidoglycan biosynthetic process. The record is from RefSeq and is a predicted model, not a curated record. The transcript has 4 exons. Bases 1 to 921 code for a protein of 306 amino acids. NCBI's taxonomy places the organism in Eukaryota, Fungi, Ascomycota, Eurotiomycetes, Eurotiales, Aspergillaceae.